Messenger RNA from Anopheles coustani, 1064 nucleotides. Its product is annotated as DNA replication complex GINS protein PSF1-like. Gene Ontology annotation, cellular component: GINS complex. Lineage: Eukaryota; Metazoa; Arthropoda; Insecta; Diptera; Culicidae. Bases 103 to 687 code for a protein of 194 amino acids. The transcript has 3 exons. Gene Ontology annotation, biological process: DNA replication; DNA strand elongation involved in mitotic DNA replication. The record is from RefSeq and is a predicted model, not a curated record.
CGGAUAUUUAAUUUUAUGUGUUUAUCUUCCUAAAGUAAAUGCUUCAUUCAUUGGAAAGUGUCUUCGUGCUAUAAAGCCUUAUUCGUCUCGCAAGUGAAGACUAUGACUUCCGAUAAAGGGUUCGAAUUGAUAAGAGAGUUUGAAAGGUCAACCGACCCUAUCCCCGCAUUUAAUGAUGAUGGCGUUCGAUCGGUUCUGGAGGAUAUUUCAAAGAUCUACCAAGAAAACUAUGCUCAUGCCAUAACCUUCAAUGAAACUCGUGACCGCAAGUUCCUUCCACUGGUCCUGUACCGGCACAAGCUGAUUCAACGCCAAAAACGGUGCGUCCUGGCAUAUCUUGCGAACCGGCUGUUUCGACUGAAAGCCCUCCGGUGGCAUGUCGGUGCUACGCUUCCUCCAGAGAUUAAGGCGUGCAUUAACGAACCGGAAUCUUUGUGGUUCAACAAGUACUCGAAAAUACUCGCCGAAUACAUGGCCUCUAUCCACGACGGGUAUGGAUUAAACCUCACAAAUGACAUCAAACCACCGAAAUCGCUGUACAUCGAGGUUCGCUGCCUGACUGAUUAUGGAAAGUUCGAGCUCGAGAAUGGCGAAAUCAUUUUGUUGAAGAAGAACAGCCAGCAUUACUUACCGAAGCUGCAGUGCGAACAAUUGAUUCGGCAGGGAAUUUUGCAACACAUUACUUAAUCAUAGUGAACUUUGUAAUUAUUUUCCGUAAACUUUUAACCCGUACAUCGUACUAAUGUGUAACCUCAUCCAAUAACAAGCAGAAAAACAAAAAUCACUUUACUACAAAACUAAAACUUUCUUAAACGAAUCGCUCCGGUAGUCACAGACGUUACAUUCGAAUCCCUCGUCAGCUAAUUGAUUGCCCUUAAGGCAAUAGUAACAGAACACAUGACUGCAACCCAUGUGGUGAGGAAGGAUAACACGUUCGUUGCAGUAAGCGCAUUUGCUUUCCGAGGUCAGUUCAACCCGCUCGACAGGCUGCUGGUACGGGUCAAGCCGUAGGGCGUUUCUUAACUUUCGCUUCAACGAAUGGUAGUUGAUAAACGGUAUGGUGA